AUGAUGGGUUUAUUGGCGAUUUUAGCCACGCCAAAUUGUUUCGGGAAUACUGAUCCUCGUGAUAUUUUUGCAAUAAAUAGUCUAUAUGCUGCCCUUGGCUUCCCUCCUCUUCCCGGAUGGUUACUUAGCGGAGGAGACCCGUGUUCUGAAGGUUGGCAAGGUGUUCAAUGUGUGAAUUCAAACAUAACUGGAAUAGUCCUUAAUGAUGCUAAUUUGGGAGGUGAAUUGAGUGAAAAUUUGGGAGCUUUUGUUUCGAUCAUACAAAUAGAUUUGAGCAAUAACCACAUUGGAGGUGGUAUCCCAGCAGAUUUACCGCUUACAUUAAAGACCUUCUUUCUUUCCGGAAACCAACUAACGGGAAGCAUACCGGACUCCUUGUCCAUGUUAGGCCAAUUGACAGACUUGUCUUUGAACAACAACCAUUUGAGCGGAAUCAUCCCGGAUUCCUUUCAACAACUUACAGCAUUGGUUAAUUUGGACUUGUCUGCCAACAAUAUAAGUGGCCCGUUGCCUCCUUCGAUGACCAACUUGUUAUCAAUUUCUACACUGCACUUGGAGGACAAUCAUCUUAUCGGGCUACUCACUGUCUUGCAAGAUCUUCCACUUAUUGAUUUGGAUAUCAAGAAUAAUCUUUUCUCUGGGCCAAUACCCCCGAAGUUGUUGAGUAUUCCGAAUUUCAGAAGCAAAGGAAACCCCUUUAAUACAACCAUUAUUCCUUUGCCACCAGUCUCGUCUCCUUCACCGUCAUCAACAUUUGAGACACAACCUCCUGAUAUACAGCCCGACAAUCAAGCACUUGGACCGUCUUCUCCAGUGCUAUCACAUUCUUCCAAUGAACAUAACUCUAUAUGGCAUAAUAAAGUGGUGUGGGUUGCCAUUGGCGGAUUCUUGGUUCUUAUUUUACUUGCACUCGGACUUUGCGUUCGUAUGUCAAGACGUCGGAAAGAAAAGUCGAGCAUCAAAGUUAGUGGUCAUGUGAAGAAUCCUAUGCUAAAUAAAGAGAAUGAAGCUUCAAAUGGAAGAAACGACUUAUUGCCGAGGUUCAACUCAAAACAAGAGAAAUUGGUAACGGUUUCUAAGCGUCCAACACCCCCUCUACCUCCCCAAUCUCUUGUUGGAGAAAGGGUAGUCGUAAAACCGGUGGCAAUCCCAACAACCACGGCCAAAAAUGCAAAUUUUCCUGGGGUUUUCUCGAUUGCAUCUCUUCAACAGUAUACAAAUAGCUUUUCUCAAGAAAAUCUCAUCGGUAGAGGCAUACUAGGGACAGUUUAUAGAGCCCGUCUUCCUAACGGAAAGCUAUUGGCCGUAAAGAAACUAGAGAAUGCAACUUUGAAGCAAUGGAGUGAUGAAGAUUUCAUGGGGUUGGUGUCAAAUGUCUCAAAACUUAGAAAUGAAAAUAUAGUUAGAGUCGAAGGUUAUUGUUCUGAACACGGACAAAGACUUUUUGUCUACGAACACUGUAAAAAUGGGACGUUACAUGAAGCCCUGCAUUUUGAUGACGAGAUUCAUGAGAAACUUUCGUGGAAUGCUCGUGUACGUUUGGCGCUUCAAGCCGCAAAAGCAUUGGAGUACUUGCACGAGGUUUGUAAACCGCUUGUUGUACACCAAAACUUCAAGUCCACGAAUAUUCUUCUUGACGACGAGCUUAAUGUCCGUGUUUCAGACUGUGGUUUGGCUCCACUAAUACCAUCGAGCUACGUUAGUCAGUUGCAAGGUUUGGGGUACGGUGCCCCGGAAUUGGAGUCGGGAAGUUAUACUUAUCAGAGUGAUGUUUAUAGCUUUGGAGUUGUCAUGUUAGAACUUCUCACGGGUCGAAAAGCUCUUGAUAGGUCAAGGUCUCGUGGGGAACAAUUUUUGGUAAGAUGGGCGGUUCCUCGGCUUCAUGACAUAGAAGCGUUAUCGAGAAUGGUUGAUCCUUCUCUCGAUGCCGCAUAUUCAUCCAAGUCUUUAUCUCGUUUUGCCGAUAUCAUUUCUCUUUGCGUUCAGGCGGAACCAGAGUUCAGACCACCGAUGUCCGAAAUCGUGCAGAAUCUUAUGCAUAUGAGCAAGAUAAACGAGUGAAACACGUGAUCGUGGUCGGUCGAUUUGCAGCAAAUUUCGGUCGAUUGGAAGGAUGUUUCUUCAGGUGCCAAAUUCUUCAUGGGACUUCUGCUAAUCUUUCUUGGAUAAUCUGGGAUUUUUGUCUGUUAUUAGUUAAAUUUGUUGGUUUUGUAAUGAAACCAUUAUA
Cynara cardunculus var. scolymus (artichoke) is the source of this 2227-nucleotide messenger RNA. RefSeq names its product protein STRUBBELIG-RECEPTOR FAMILY 3-like. Gene Ontology annotation, biological process: protein phosphorylation. Bases 1 to 2061 code for a protein of 686 amino acids. The transcript is spliced from 16 exons. Gene Ontology annotation, molecular function: protein kinase activity; protein binding; ATP binding. NCBI's taxonomy places the organism in Eukaryota, Viridiplantae, Streptophyta, Magnoliopsida, Asterales, Asteraceae. The record is from RefSeq and is a predicted model, not a curated record.